AAACAGGGAACCAUACCAUUGUCCGUUGUUUUGUUUCCCACACAGGUGUUUUGUGUUGUUUCUUUUGUUGUUUUUCUUAUCAACACCAUUGUGAUAAAGUUUGUCACAGUAGGGGUCACUUAUAAAAGUUUUACGAAGAAGGUAACACGUUAUUAGAUUUAGAGCAGAUCACAAUAAGGCUUCGUCAUGAAUGUGUUAACGUUGAUGUGUUUUGUUGCUUCGGUUCUUGCCGUCACGUUGGCACUGCCACCACCAUCGCGAACAUUUGCCCAAGAAUACAUCGUACAGCAGAUGCAGAAGAUCAGUGUUACGGGAAAGAGUAAACUUGGCCUGUAUAGUUUCAGUUUCACUGAUUGCAGUGCACCAUCGGCUCCAUUAAAGGGAAACGUGACUCUCUCCCCAACCAGCCCUGUAACCCUACCUGGAAAACUCACCGUCUCUUUCAAUGCUUCAUUCGGAGUCACCUUGAAAACACCGUUGAAACUUGUGCUCAAGAUUGAAAAGAAGGAAUUCAUCUGGAUUGAUAUUCCAUGUGUGGAUAAUAUCGGAUCCUGCACCUAUGAUGAUAUUUGCUCGAUGAUCCCACCCACCCCGAGCUCAGGAUGUCCCCCUCCAUUGAAGGCUGCUGGAUUGCCUUGUGCAUGUCCAUUCCAACAGGGGAAGUACAGCUUGAAGCCCACAGUGCUGGAAAUAGCGUCCCUUCCUUCAGGCAUUCCAGAUUUCCUGGCCGACGGAGACUUCAAAGUGAACGCAAAACUGUUUGAUGGUAACAACGAGCUUGGCUGUGUCGAUCUGGCCUUCACGCUGAAACUGAACAACUAGUAUGCGUCCACGUGCUUGUGAUCAAGGUGAUUAGAGUAAACAGAGCAAUUAUGCGGGUUGGAGGGGGGGGGGGGGUUGAUGUAGUUGGAUGAACACUGAUAUGGCCUUAGAUGUCAAAAGUUUAUCCAAGAUCUUUAUCUUUCAUAUCUAGAAAAAAACAAUAAAGUGGGGCCAAUGUGAGACUUUUGCGGGCAAUAGGUGGCAGCAGACGUGCUUGGUAAACCAAGGUUUUUGCAACAAGUGUGUUCUCAGAACUAUAAGCACAUACACAAUAGAAUUGUUUGGUUAUUCAAAGCCACCUUGUGUAACAAACGAUACCCCCAACCCCCUUGCAGAACAAAAA
Asterias rubens (European starfish) is the source of this 1165-nucleotide messenger RNA. RefSeq names its product ganglioside GM2 activator-like. NCBI's taxonomy places the organism in Eukaryota, Metazoa, Echinodermata, Asteroidea, Forcipulatida, Asteriidae. Gene Ontology annotation, cellular component: cytoplasmic side of plasma membrane. The record is from RefSeq and is a predicted model, not a curated record. Gene Ontology annotation, molecular function: lipid carrier activity; enzyme activator activity. Gene Ontology annotation, biological process: ganglioside catabolic process; lipid transport.